This is a messenger RNA of Vicia faba (fava bean), 696 nucleotides long. Lineage: Eukaryota; Viridiplantae; Streptophyta; Magnoliopsida; Fabales; Fabaceae. The record is from the annotation of a GenBank genome assembly.
AUGGAUGAAUCUCAAAAUUUGAUAUGGAUGAAAAGGAAACAAGUCUUGAACAACAACAACAGCUCUUGGGAGGAAAAAGCUUUUGCUGAAGAUGCAGCUAGGAUACUUGGUGGAUGUAUAUGGCCACCAAGAUCCUACUCAUGUCACUUCUGUAAAAGAGAGUUUAGGUCUGCUCAAGCUUUAGGUGGUCACAUGAAUGUUCAUAGACGAGACCGAGCUAGGCUCAAACAAACUCUUACCAAAAAUAAUGACUUUACAACAAGUAGAGUUUCAACUACAUCUACACACGAAAAUUGUUUUCAGAUUCAGCCCAACGUGUCGUCGUCUUCAAUUAGAUGGGGGAAUAACCACAUGGAGUUUCAUGAUUCUGAACCAAAAGGGCUACUAGUUCAUGCAAGGGAACAGUUUUUCAAAGGCUAUGGUUAUAAUGAUUAUGUUGAAACAAGUUUGUCUAUGGGACAACAUAAUUCAAUGUUUGUCCAAAAUUUGCAAACUGUUGAUGAUUCAUGUGGGGACAAAGGCGUAAAUUAUAAAAAAUCAAAGACAGCAGCUUCUAUUUCAUCUUCACUUCCUGUCUUGCUGAAGCCAUGUUUGAAUGAUAGAUGUCUAACUUUUCAGUCUGCAGUUGGAAUUAAGCCUGGAAUGGAAGACUUGGAUCUUGAACUCAGGCUAGGGAAAUUAACACAGAAAGUUUAG